AGUGCUCCAAGGGCGAGACUGAGAGCACGUCUGUCCUGGUGGUGCAGGAACGUCAUCUCUACAUCAGCACCAGAUUGGCGAAGGCCAGAUGCACCCACCUCCCCAAGCUGGCACAGACUUUCCCCAGGUGCAGCUUGCCCGGAACAGAGGGCAACCCAUGACCUUGCACGGAGCUCACCUGGGCUGCCAGGUCCUUGGUGCCCAGCACCACCUGGGAUGGCUGCCUGGCCGUGUCCCAGGCCAGCUCUGGGAAGCCUGGGGCCUCGGAGCCCUCAGGGCCGGUGGGGCCCUAACACAGACCCCAGCCAUGUUCAGCGAGUGGCUCCAUCUGUCCUGGGACUGACGCUAGGUGCUGCAGAACCUGACACAUGAG
This is a messenger RNA of Rhinolophus ferrumequinum (greater horseshoe bat), 373 nucleotides long. RefSeq lists its product as uncharacterized. The record is from RefSeq and is a predicted model, not a curated record. The transcript has 3 exons. Lineage: Eukaryota; Metazoa; Chordata; Mammalia; Chiroptera; Rhinolophidae. The coding region runs from base 89 to 343 and encodes 84 amino acids.